This is a messenger RNA of Megalobrama amblycephala (Wuchang bream), 2370 nucleotides long. It is a transcript of the gene smad9, whose product is annotated as SMAD family member 9. Gene Ontology annotation, cellular component: heteromeric SMAD protein complex. Lineage: Eukaryota; Metazoa; Chordata; Actinopteri; Cypriniformes; Xenocyprididae. Gene Ontology annotation, molecular function: I-SMAD binding; RNA polymerase II cis-regulatory region sequence-specific DNA binding; DNA-binding transcription factor activity, RNA polymerase II-specific. Bases 563 to 1966 code for a protein of 467 amino acids. The transcript is spliced from 8 exons. The record is from RefSeq and is a predicted model, not a curated record. Gene Ontology annotation, biological process: regulation of transcription by RNA polymerase II; SMAD protein signal transduction; BMP signaling pathway.
AGGGCUAUCGAUAAACGUGCUGGCGCUCCGCCAAUCUGCCACUAAAUAUGUUUUGAUUUUUACCAUGCGAGCUUCUGCUACUUUCUACUUUAACUUUAUUAAUCAUCUGCUUCCAAGUUCUAAACAUAUAACAGGCCUGAGAGUGAGUCUCCGGCUGCUCUUUUGAAUGGGAUGAUCCCUCUGUGUCUGACGUCCUGGGAGAGUUCCAGGAGCUGCGGAUGAAUUCCGCACGAAGGCGCUGAGGCUCCAGUCAGACUGACGCCGCGGCGCUCGCUCCAUCCAAACACACGCGCUGUACACCUCCAGUCGGCGCGAGAUUCAGCGUUCGGCUAUUUUGCGGAAUUUCCCGACUACGCGGAUUGUUAUUGUCACAAGAAUAAGAUCCAAACUGUUGACAGCCUGAUGAAAACAUCCCUGUCAGGGGGUUUAUUUUACACUCAGCUGUAUCUUGGCUGUAAAGAAAUAAACUGAGGCUCCUGGGUUGAAGUGAUUUAAGACAGAUCUGCCUUGCGUGCCCCAAACUUUGAAAAAAAUCCAGUCCCCAGUGUCACCCCAUCCCACAAUGCACUCCACAACAUCCAUCACUUCCCUCUUCUCCUUCACCAGUCCAGCUGUGAAAAGACUGCUGGGCUGGAAACAAGGAGAUGAGGAGGAAAAGUGGGCGGAAAAGGCUGUUGAUUCCCUUGUAAAGAAGCUUAAGAAGAAAAAAGGGGCCAUGGAAGAGCUGGAAAAGGCUCUGAGCUGUCCUGGCCAGCCCAGUAAAUGUGUGACCAUCCCUCGAUCCCUAGACGGAAGGCUCCAGGUGUCCCAUCGUAAAGGUCUGCCACACGUUAUCUACUGCAGAGUGUGGCGCUGGCCGGAUCUUCAGUCCCACCACGAGCUCAAAGCGCUGGAUUGCUGCGAGUUUCCAUUUGGCUCCAAGCAGAAGGAGAUCUGCAUCAAUCCAUAUCAUUACCGCCGUGUGGAGACGCCAGUUCUACCCCCAGUCCUUGUGCCACGUCACAGUGAGUUCAACCCCCAGCACAGUUUGCUGGCAAAGUUCCGGAAUGCUUCCCUACACAAUGAGCCUCUCAUGCCCCAAAAUGCCACUUACCCAGACUCCUUCCCUGCAAUGCCCUGUAGCUCGUUUUCUUCAUCUCCUUCCAGCUCUUUAAACCAGUCCCCCACUGCACACAGCUACCCAAACUCCCCCAGCAGUGGAACUGACCCUGGGAGCCCCUACCAAAUCACAGCAGAGACGCCUCCUCCACCCUACAGUAUGAUGGAGACCACUCCGUCUGAGGAUGUGAAACCAGGAGAGUCCUCCAACCCCAAUAAACUCAUUCUGUCAGCCCCCCAUCGAGACUUGAGGCCAGUGUGUUAUGAGGAACCAGAGUACUGGUGUUCAGUGGCGUAUUAUGAACUGAACAACAGGGUGGGUGAGACAUUCCACGCCUCUUCCCGAAGCAUCCUCGUGGACGGCUUCACAGAUCCCUCCAACAACAAGAACCGGUUCUGUCUUGGAUUACUAUCCAACGUCAACCGAAACUCUACCAUUGAACACACUCGCAGACACAUAGGCAAAGGUGUGCACUUGUAUUACGUCGGAGGGGAGGUGUACGCAGAGUGUCUGAGUGACAGCAGUAUUUUCGUACAGAGUCGGAACUGUAACUACCAGCAUGGUUUUCACCCCACCACCGUCUGCAAGAUCCCGAGUGGAUGCAGCCUCAAGAUCUUCAACAACCAGUUGUUUGCCCAGCUGUUGUCACAGUCGGUAAAUCACGGCUUCGAGGUGGUGUAUGAACUCACCAAGAUGUGCACCAUCAGGAUGAGUUUUGUCAAGGGCUGGGGAGCUGAGUACCACCGUCAGGAUGUCACCAGCACCCCCUGCUGGAUAGAAAUCCAUCUGCAUGGGCCUCUGCAGUGGCUGGACAAAGUUCUGACCCAAAUGGGCUCCCCACACAAUCCCAUUUCCUCUGUAUCCUAAUGCAUUGCAGAACAAGGGGAAUAGUUUCCCAAUAGACUUUUAUAGCAACCUAAGACACAAAUGCUCUCUCUCUGUCUUUUCAGUGGAUGUUUAUGGUACCAGUGUAGGAUCAGCCAGGAAGUAUCAAGCGGUUAAAUAAGCAGCUGUGUGGUUAGAUAAGUGUUGCAUUGUUUUUAAUGAAAAAAAACUCUGCUAUUUCACAGUAUGUACUAGCUGAGAUCAAUUCAGAUAGAAUCUCUCUAAUAGGAAGCCAAAGAAAUAUGUUAGUAGGCAGGUACUUGUUCUGGCAAUGUUUUAUUUGUGUCAUAUAACAUUGUGCCUUCUGUAACAUUUCAUGUUGCUGUUGUUGUUGUUUUCACCUGCAUUAGCUUUCUUGUUUUUGUAAUAUAAAAAUCUCUGUUCUA